CAUAGUGCUCCGCCGGCGCUAGGGCCCCGCAGCGGGCGGAAGGGGCGUCCUGCGGUGUGCAGCCAUGGAGGCGGGCUGCUCGCGUCGCCUGAGGCGGAAUAGGGCCCCUCGGCGCUCCUGCGGCCAGAAAGAGUUCGCGCCCGACGGCUCCGCCGAGCAGGACGAACGUCUGCGGUUGUGCCUGGAGGAGCAGUGGCGGCAGCUGGCUGAGGAGCGUGUGGAGCGGCCGGAGAAUCUGGUGAAAGCCGUGUGGAAGCCAGAACAGGGCAUUGUGGAGCUGGAGUCCCCUGCGGGGAAGUUCUGGCACACUAUGGGGUUCUCAGAGCGUGGCAAACAGUGUCUGCUGCCUGAGGAGGCUCUGUACUUGCUGGAGUGUGGCUCUCUUCAGCUCUUUUACAAAGAUGUGCCCAUGUCAGUUCAGGAAGCCUAUGAAAUUCUGCUGUCCCAGGAGGCGAUGAGCCUGCUACAUUACCAGGUGUUCAGCCACUUGAAGCAGUUGGGCUAUAUUGUACUGAGAUUCAACCCCAGCACUGUCCUGUCUUCCUGCGAGAGGCAACUAAACCUGGAAAGUCGUUGCAAGAGCUCUGGGAAACACCAUCACAAAAGGAGGAGGAGUUCCAGCCCUGGAUCACGUGAGAAGAAACAUAAGGUAUCUGAGGACCUUCCAAAAGCUGAAGGGACCUGUGAAAAAGGCGGACACGACUGUGGAGAACUCAGUUGUGUUCCCUUGGAUGAGAAGCCAUUGUCAGAGCAGCUGAAGGAAUUGGAUACUGGCAAUGGAGAGGAGCAGUCUGUCACAUCAAACUCAGUUCCUCUUGAUACAGGACGAAAGAAUGUCCCAGGCCCCUCCUGGAGUCUGGGAACUGGAGACCAGAAGGCGAGCAGCACUGGCACCCAUGCGCCACGCUGGGAUUUUACUACGAUCUUCUUGCCAAAUGUGGCCCCAGAUCAGCCAUGUAUACAUCUGCCCUCACCUGACAACAAGCUUUUGCCAGAAAAUGUGCCAGGGAGGGAGGUCGAUGCAGCAUCCUGGUGCAGACGCGUCAACCAAAAACAGGAGAAGCUGUUACAGAAGGAAAGGGAGCAGCAGGAAAAGGAAAGCAAGUACAAGAGCAGUAUCAAUUUUGACAGGGAGGUGAGGUGCUGCAUCAAUUGGCAGGAAUACAAAGCUCUUUUGAGAUGGAGGAGCCAGCAGAGAGUUUGGAGACAACCACCGCAUCUGUGGGGCCAAGCUGUCACACCACUUCUGCAGCCAGAGGAAGCUACCUCAUUCGCUGCAGUCCGCCAGCAGAUCAGUGUGCUGCAGCCCUCCCACAUACUGGAUGGAGCCUCCCGGCUACAAGAGGACUUGGAGAGUAUCAAGAUAGACUUCAACGUGUAUCAAGCAGAUGCUGUGGCCAAGUUUAAGAAGACAAACCCUGGGAAGCCAUAUGUCAGGAUGUGUGUUCAAAGCUUUGAUGAGCAAGUCCCAUCCCUUCGGGCUUUGAAGCAGGUCACAUAUCAGAGUGGGGACGUCCCAGUGGUCUUUGCUCUGGCAGACCAUGGAGAAAUUGCCUUCUACUCGCUAAAGGAAUUCAAGCUGCCAGUUGAUGCUAAUUACUGAAGACAUUAACUUAAAUGGCGUGGGGUGAAGGAAUGAUCUUCACUCAGGAUUUGCUUUCUUGAUUAGUGAAAUAUUACAGAAAAUAGAGCCCGUGGUAACCAGAUGUUACUUUGGGUGGUCGCACUGUAUUUGCUGUUAGAGGUUUCACCCAAAUGGGAGUUGGCUCAUGCACGACAGCAAAAUGCAUUGAAAACAAUGGCUUAGCUGGGCAUUUCUGGACUGGAGUACACACUGCUUUGUUCUUGAAAGUGUUGGUUCUCCAGCUUUCUCAUCUUCUGGACCACUAGUCUGCCUUUCCUGUGUCAUGGCUGAUCUGUGGACCAUUAGAAAGCACUCUACCACUGUAAAGCCCUUGUUAUAUUCUAGGAACCACCAUGCUAGGCCAGCUGAGCAAUUGGAGUCAUCAGCCAAGGGCAGAAAAGCCGAUCAUAUCAGUGGUGGUGUCCUGAGCCUCUGUCAUUCAGUUGCUCCAACAGAUCAGAAUCUUAUCCAAUAGUUGAAAAUGAAACAGCCAUAAAAUUCAGCCACCCUGAUAAAAGUUUUCAGGCACUUGAGAGCUGGAAACUUAGUACCUUCCACACUAUCUCAUUACUCAGAGACUGCAGAAGACCCCAGAACACCGCAGAUGGUGCCCAGCCUCCUGCUGUUGCAGUUGGGCUGAGAUGUAUUUUGGCUGUACAUUAUGCCAUAUUUGGCUCUAAUAUUAUGCCAUAUUAGAGUUAUACCACCAGUAUUGGCAUGCUGUAUCUGUUAGUCUUAGCAUGGCUUCACUGCAGCCCCUGUUUUAACCUGAUGUCCUCUUUUCUGGCUGUGGAUCCUUGUCUGUGUUUCUCAAGUGAGAGAUCCCUGAGUAGAGAAAGAAGGUAGAAAUAACUUCUGAGCCUUCCAGGCCUGUGGCUGUUGUGCUCCAAACCAAGGACAUUGUUGCUUUCAAGGCCUUAUCGUGUGAGCAUUCCUCCAUCAUACCCGGGUACCAAAUUUGCUUUAGCCUCUAUGCAAAAGUACCAGUGUCAGAUGCCAGAAAGUCUGCUUAGUGGGUGCUGAGCCCAGCUGUGUUCAGUAUCUAGGUUCUUUAGAAGUGUAAUAGCAGCUGUUUUAGAUGUAUCUUAUGUGAUAAUUUUUAGUUCCUUUUGGAGGUGGGAAGAAGUUUAAGCAAUAAAGAACCUUUUCCAACA
Molecule: messenger RNA, 2778 nt
Organism: Meleagris gallopavo (turkey)
Lineage: Eukaryota; Metazoa; Chordata; Aves; Galliformes; Phasianidae
Gene: TSEN54
Product: tRNA splicing endonuclease subunit 54
Biological process (GO): tRNA-type intron splice site recognition and cleavage
Cellular component (GO): tRNA-intron endonuclease complex
Source: RefSeq, a predicted model, not a curated record